Messenger RNA from Peromyscus eremicus (cactus mouse), 1905 nucleotides. RefSeq names its product regulator of G protein signaling 20 (gene Rgs20). NCBI's taxonomy places the organism in Eukaryota, Metazoa, Chordata, Mammalia, Rodentia, Cricetidae. The transcript has 7 exons. The record is from RefSeq and is a predicted model, not a curated record. Bases 1 to 1155 code for a protein of 384 amino acids.
AUGCCCAGCCUUUCCCAAGAAAACCAAGAGUACCUCGAGGAGCAUCUUCCCAGGCAGGCUACCUGGGCACAAUUGCUGCCCCUGUUCAGAGCACAGAGAGAUUAUAAUCCCAGUGUUUACCAAGACACAGAAAAUAAAGACUCUCAGCAGGUGCCAGAUGUUAAAUCUUUCCUCCCUGCACAGCUCCCAGACUCUCCUGCAGUCCAGACGCUGCUCCACCACCUUUCCAGCCUGCUCAACAGCUUCAUGCUAUUCUUCUCGGAUCUUCUGCGGCGACCCCCUCCCACGGCUUGCCCGCGACGCUGGGACUUCACCCCUCAGCUUCCCGCCUGGCCGGGUGCCUGGCUCUCUCCAGUGACCCGCCGUCUCCUGCUCCUGCUUGGGGCCUCAAUGGCAUUGCCAGGCCGACCUCCGAGGGGUCGUCGUCUGAAGCUGGCAAGUCCAAACCCAGAGCCCAGAGAAGAGGACGCCUGCACUGGGAAGAGCUCGCCGGAGUCUCCUGCGGGAUCCGAGAGGACUGAGAUGCGGAUGCAGCAGACGUGCGGCGGAAGCGAGACCGAGAGCUCCAUCCCCAGCCAGCAGGGCGCGGGUAGCCGCGGCUCCAAUGCCUGCUGCUUUUGCUGGUGCUGCUGCUGCAGCUGUUCUUGCCUCACUGUCAGAAACCAGGAAGACCAGAGACCCGGAAGAGCCUCCCAUGAACUCAGGACAGACAUUCCGGCUUGUGAAGAAAGCCCCACCCCCACUCUGGAAGAAGUCUGUGCCUGGGCCCAAUCAUUUGACAACCUAAUGGUCACUCCAGCUGGAAGAAAUGCAUUCCGGGAAUUCCUUCGAACAGAAUUCAGUGAAGAAAACAUGCUUUUCUGGAUGGCCUGUGAGGAGCUGAAAAGGGAAGCUAAUCAGAGCACGAUUGAGGAGAAAGCCAAGAUGAUAUAUGAAGACUACAUUUCUAUUCUCUCUCCUAAAGAGGUCAGUUUGGACUCCCGCGUACGGGAGGGCAUCAACAGAAACAUGGUGGAUCCAUCCCAACACAUAUUCGAUGAUGCUCAACUUCAGAUUUACACCCUAAUGCACAGAGACUCCUAUCCCCGGUUCAUGAACUCCACGGUCUACAAAGACCUGCUAAAGUCCUUAGCUGAGAGAGCAGUUGAAGCAUAGGUGGUGUCAAGCAUACUUAUCAUUCAUAAUUCCAGAAAAUAACUCAUGGGCCACAUCCAGCACAGGAAAUCUAGAGGUAGGAUGUUCUCUGCUAGAGAGAUUCUUGGACUGUUGUAGCAACAAAUUCUUCCUCCACAGAGAGCUAUAGACUCACAGUAUAACUGCAGCCACCUUUAGUAAUACUUGUCAGGAAAAAAAGGGAUAUGACAGCCUUAGAAAGACAGUAUGCUCACACUCACAGUGACAGUAGCACGUUCUCAAGGGGAGGGCACGCACUAGCCUCUGCUCUGCCUGCAGCUCAGACACACAGAGCAAAUGGGGACACUUUUGUUUUGCAUGAGUUAAUACCCUGUUACACUCUGAAGGAAAGGCAUUCAGGUUUUUUCCAACUAACCCUUCCUUCAGUCUGAAUACUUCACUUAGCACCAUGCCAGGAUUGGAAGUCACAUUUCGUGAAGAUGUGACUAUUCCUUGGGAAAACGGCAACCGAGUGCAUCUGCGGCGGUGGUGGAACAUACCACACACUGUGCUCUAGGUGGGUCAGUCUCGGGUAUUUGGGAAGAAAAGCAAUGCUUAAGUGAUUCUUCAUUCAGAAAGGAUGACCAUAUUAUCGACCAAUCUGAAGAAUGAGUUUUCAGGUUCAUAGCUUGUCAUGUUCACAAAGCUUCAAAUAAGCAUAUUUUAAUUUUUUAUUGAAAGAAAUGUGGAUAUUUUCACUCUGAAAAAUAAAACAUAAAAGUUUUCUCUCAA